UUGCAUGUUCUUUUCUUUCGGGGAGCGACCGGCGCGCCGAAGCCGCGGCGUCGCCGUGCCGGAACCACUCACGCGUCGACUUUCUCCGAGUAUAUUGCAUUGCAUCCGAGCAAUCGGACCGAAUAGACGCAUGUGCGUGUUGCUUCUGGUGCCUGCUCCAUUUGAACGGGCGUAAACGAUACCAACAAGUGUGCGAAACACCGACGGCGUCCCGAAAAAUCUCUGGGAGCAUUGCCGACCGCGGAGCGAAAGCAUGUCCUCGAGCGCCAUGGUGGAGGAUCCCGCUCGGCCGCCGGCCGACGUCGAUGACAUCGAGAAGCUGGCCAUGGCCAACCUGGAUCCCGCGGUGCAGACCUUUAUUCAGACCGGAUACGGCCGGUGCCUGACAGUGCGCGAGAAUCGCGAAGCCUUCGGCAGGUGGCGAUUCCUACCCAAAGUGCUCUCGGGAUCCUCGCAGAGGAACACCCAGACGACGCUGCUGGGCAGAGUCGUGUCCAUGCCCGUCGGCAUCGCUCCGACGGCGGCCCACUGCAUCGUGCAUCCCGAUGCAGAGAUCGCCGUUGUGAGAGCGGCUCGUGAAGCAAAGGCCGUGAUGGCUGUCAGCGUGGUGCACUCCGCUUCACUGGAAGAGAUGGCAGCCGCCGCAGGCCCCGACGCCGUCCUCUGGGCGCAGCUGGAUAUUCGCAAGGACCGCUCCAUAACGCUGGAGGAAGCCCUGCGUGCACAGCGCUGCGGCUUUGCAGCGCUUGUCGUGACGCUAGACGCCCCCCUCGUCGGACGCAAAGCCGCACCCGGGGUCACUGACCCAGUGAGAGAAGCCUUCGGAGAGACCUUCUCGCGUCUUCGUGGUGGCGCGCCCGGCCAUGAGUGGGACCCCUGCCAGAGCUGGGAUGACAUCGACUGGCUGCGCAGUAAGGUCGACCUGCCUCUAGUCAUCAAGGGUAUCCUCAGAGCCGAUGACGCUGUGGAAGCUGUGCAUCACGGUGCUUCCGCAAUCGUCGUGUCCAACCAUGGUGGUCUUUACAUGGACGGCGUGCCUGCUACGCUGGAGGUGCUGCCGGAGUUGGUGCGUGCCAUUAGAGGCCGCUGCGAAGUCUACAUGGACGGCGGCGUCCGGUGUGGCGGCGAUGUGGUCAAAGCGUUGUCCCUAGGAGCCAGAGCAGUGUUCAUCGGCCGGCCAAUCUUCUAUGGUCUGGGAUACAAGGGCCAGCAGGGAGUCACCGAGGUGCUUGAGUGCAUCCGCCGGGAGCUCGACAACUGCCUCGCGCUAAUAGGUUGUUCGGACGUGGAAAAGCUGCACCCUGGCUUUCUUAGGCGCAAUGCCGCUUGCAUCCACGAGUGCAGCGGCUCUACAUGACACGAUGCUGCUACAAGUUUCUCUUCAUGAAAAAUAGAAAUAUUGUGAAGCAUUUAUGUGCGCUUUGAAUGUCGCAAAUUCACCUUUGUGUACACAGAAGCUACACGCCUUGAAGGACAACUGCUACAAAAUUUUCGACCCCGUAAAUUGCCUAAAUUCGCAUAGCACAGAUAUAGAACAGCUUCCGUGCAAUAUUUUGCUUUUGAAAUACAAGUAGAUGCGUCACGGAAAGCUAGCAAAAAUAGCCGUUUUUGAUACUGAAGCUGCCAAAAAAACACAGGCAUUACAACUCACCAGAAGUGACGCAUGACAUAGAACGCCCGGCUUCUCAGCAUGAUCUCGGAGGCCUCCGAGAUUAUCCGGCUGCCCGCGGCACGCUGAUGACUCUCGGAGGUGACGUGCAGGGAUUUACGUCAUGUGCGCUCACCACUUGGUGCACGCGUCGUCAGCUUAUUGGCUAUGCAAAAGCUUGUAAUAAAAAUUCAGCAGAUUUACCGAGUUGGAAUCUAUAUACAGCGAAGCUUUGAAUGAUUUCAUAAAGAGUCAAAAACACAUGAACGCGCACGCACGCACGCACGCACGCCCAAACAAACAAAGAAACAAAGAAAGAAACAAACAAACCAAGAAACAAAGCGGAGUUUCUGACUACUAAGAAGUACGACGGAUGCCUUGAACGCAUCAUGGUUUCAGUGGCAGCAUGCGCAUAAGUACGUAACGCAAUUAGAGUCCAUUAAAUCCGCAAGAAGCGUUCACUUCCUCAUUACCGUGCAAAUGCAGGUGCGCGAAGGCGAGCUUUCUGGUUCCUUCUUUUUCUUUCUCCCGCACGGCUGGCGCCGCAGCUGCCGCGGAUGCAUGUAGGCGAGCGCCAUCUGGUAGGGGUGCAGUGAACCGUGCGGCGCGCGUACACCGCUGUGAUGUUAAUUGGUCUAUUCGGCAACAGAACAGCCAAACUGCAGCGCCCACGGUUACGAAACCCUGCGAGGUGCGCAAAAAAGCUUUGUUUUUAAAAAUUUGACAAAUACCAGCCCUGCAGUCUUGUCAAGAUUGCUUCAGUUGCUGUAUAUCACUCAUUUAUAAUAAAUUUAGGAAAAAUGAAAUGGCGUUGGAGUUGGUCUUUUAGUUUUCAUGGUUAUGUUAUACGUAUUUUUGAGCGGGGUGCCCACAACACGCAAU
This is a messenger RNA of Dermacentor silvarum, 2530 nucleotides long. Its product is annotated as 2-Hydroxyacid oxidase 1. Bases 254 to 1357 code for a protein of 367 amino acids. The transcript has 9 exons. NCBI's taxonomy places the organism in Eukaryota, Metazoa, Arthropoda, Arachnida, Ixodida, Ixodidae. Gene Ontology annotation, molecular function: FMN binding; oxidoreductase activity. The record is from RefSeq and is a predicted model, not a curated record.